CUGCCGCAGGAGCCGGAGCCGCGGGCCGCGGACCUCGGGGCCCCGGGGGCGGGGGCGGCGGGGCCACCGACGCCGUCGGCGCACAUCCCGGUGCCAGGGCAUAGAGCCCCCCCAGGAAAAGCCCAGCUGGACGAGGUCAUGGCUGCUGCCGCCCUUACAAGCCUGUCCACCAGCCUCCUCCUGCUGGGGGCCCCGGCUGUAGCCUUCAGCACAGAGCCCAGCUUGGAGCCUUGGAGGGAGGCCCCGGUGCGGCCACCGGGCAGCAGCGGCAGCAGCGGGGAUGGGGGCUGGGGCCUGACCAGUGACCAGUCCUCUCCAUCUACCCCGUCGCCCCCGCUGCCCCCUGAGGCAGCCCACUUCCUGUUCGGGGAGCCUGCCCUGAGGAAGAGGAAGAGCUCGCUGCAGGGGCUGUUCCAGUGUCUGUGGAAGCGCUGCGGGAAGGUGCUGAGCUCGGCGUCAGGGAUGCAGAGACACAUCCGUCUGGUGCACCUGGGGCGGCAGGCAGAGCCAGAGCAGAGCGACGGCGAGGAGGACUUCUACUACACGGAGCUGGAUGUCGGCGUGGACUCGCUGACUGAUGGGCUGUCUGGCCUGACCCCGGGGUCCCCCACGGCCUCCGUGCCACCCGCCUUCCCCCACCUGGAGCCGCUGGAGCCCCCGGCCCUGCCCAGCCUGCUGCGCCCACCCGCCCUUCCCCCGCCCCCGGUGCUGAGCUCCCUGCCCGCUCCCCAGGUGUGCCCCAGUGACCCCGCUUACCAGGGCUGCCUGGCACCCAUCCACCCGGAGCCACAGCCCAUCCCGGUCAGGGCCUGCGCGCCAGCCCUGCCCGCCAAGCCCGGUGCCAACCCGAGGAAGCCCCGAGGUGACGCCAAGAAGUGCCGGAAAGUGUAUGGCGUGGACCACCGAGACCUGUGGUGCACGGCCUGCCGCUGGAAGAAGGCCUGCCAGCGCUUCCUGGACUGA
Messenger RNA from Lipotes vexillifer (Yangtze River dolphin), 963 nucleotides. It is a transcript of the gene SLC2A4RG, whose product is annotated as SLC2A4 regulator. Gene Ontology annotation, cellular component: nucleus. The transcript is spliced from 7 exons. Gene Ontology annotation, biological process: regulation of transcription by RNA polymerase II. The record is from RefSeq and is a predicted model, not a curated record. Bases 139 to 963 code for a protein of 274 amino acids. NCBI's taxonomy places the organism in Eukaryota, Metazoa, Chordata, Mammalia, Artiodactyla, Lipotidae. Gene Ontology annotation, molecular function: DNA-binding transcription factor activity; RNA polymerase II cis-regulatory region sequence-specific DNA binding.